Messenger RNA from Pteropus alecto (black flying fox), 7643 nucleotides. It is a transcript of the gene NTRK2, whose product is annotated as neurotrophic receptor tyrosine kinase 2. Lineage: Eukaryota; Metazoa; Chordata; Mammalia; Chiroptera; Pteropodidae. Gene Ontology annotation, cellular component: signaling receptor complex; plasma membrane; axon. The coding region runs from base 998 to 2461 and encodes 487 amino acids. Gene Ontology annotation, biological process: trans-synaptic signaling by neuropeptide, modulating synaptic transmission; protein phosphorylation; positive regulation of kinase activity. The transcript has 16 exons. Gene Ontology annotation, molecular function: ATP binding; brain-derived neurotrophic factor receptor activity; brain-derived neurotrophic factor binding. The record is from RefSeq and is a predicted model, not a curated record.
CGGUGCAUUUUCCCAGUUCUCUUUUAAAUGACUGCGGAAAAACAGAUUCUCCGAGCCGCAAAUGGGAAGACGGAUUCUCAGACAAGGCUUGCGAGUGCUCCGCAGCCAUCAUUUAACUGCGCCCGCAGAGCAGUUACGGUUUGUCACCCGACCCUCCCGGAUCGCCUCGUUUGUCCCUAAUGAGACUCUGAGGCUCUGCCCGUGCUGGGCUUCUCGGUAGCUGGAUGCUUGUCGUCCUCCGGGCAGCGCGAGCGCGGGGCACGCGUUCGCGCACACCCGCGCACACACGAAAACGCGCAAGAACUGAACCCAGCCGGAUUUCCAUUUCAAAAAAAGGAGACAGCCUCUGCUGUGAUUGUAGAAGAGACCGCGGUGUGAAUUAGGGACUGGGAGGCGUCGAGCAGCAGAACGGUCCAUCUCAGAGACUAAUUUUCUGGAGUUUCUGCCCCUGCUCUGCGUCAGCCCUCACGUCACUUCGCCAGCAGUAGCAGAGGCGGCGGCGGCGGCGGCGGCUCCCGGAAUUGGGUUGGAACAGGAGCCUCGCUCGCUCUUUCGCUCGCGCUCUCCGCGCUCAGUGCUCAGAGGCAGGAGGAGCCUGGACCCAGGCGCCGCCGGCAAGCGGUAGGCGCCGGAGCCCGGCCUCGAGGUGCGUCCCGAAUCCCAGUGCGCGUCUAGCAAGGAGCCUGCGCCCCAGAGUAUCCCGGUAGCGCCGCGGGCCGGUGCUCGGCGCGCCGGGCCAUGCAGCGGCGGCCGCGGCGGAGUUCCCAGUGCCGGUAGCGCCCCUCUGAGGCAGUCUGAGAUGCCCCGGCCACUGUGAACGGUGCUGCCCACCAGGACACGCUCAGUCCCGGACGUACUCGGUUCUGAGCGCCCGCGACCAGCACCGAAUAGAGCUGCGAGCGCGGCAAAGACUGCCCAGCACGGGCAGGGGAAGCUGGCUGGUGGCAGCCCAGGGACACGUACUUAGUCUGACUCGGGCUGGCACUGGCGGCUAGGGAUGUCGUCCUGGACGAAGUGGCAUGGACCCGCCAUGGUGCGGCUCUGGGGCUUCUGCUGGCUGGUCGUGGGCUUCUGGAGGGCCGCUCUCGCCUGUCCCACGUCCUGCAAAUGCAGCGCUUCUCGGAUCUGGUGCAGCGACCCUACUCCCGGCAUCGUUGCAUUUCCGAGGUUGGAGCCUAACAGUGCAGACCCUGAGAACAUCACCGAAAUUUACAUUGCAAAUCAGAAAAGGUUAGAAAUCAUCAAUGAAGAUGAUGUUGAAGCUUACACGGGACUGAAAAAUCUGACAAUUGUGGAUUCUGGAUUAAAAUUUGUGGCACAUAAAGCAUUUCUGAAAAACAGCAAUUUACAGCACAUCAAUUUUACCCGAAAUAAACUGACGAGUUUGUCUAGGAAACAUUUCCGUCACCUUGACUUGUCUGAGCUGAUCUUGGUGGGCAAUCCAUUUACAUGCUCCUGUGAUAUUAUGUGGAUCAAGACUCUUCAGGAGACGAAAUCCAGUCCAGAAACUCAGGACUUGUACUGCCUAAAUGAAAGCAGCAAGAAUAUCCCCUUGGCGAACCUGCAGAUACCCAAUUGUGGUUUGCCAUCAGCAAAUUUGGCAGCACCUAACCUCACUGUGGAAGAAGGAAAGUCUAUCACGUUAUCUUGUAGUGUUGCGGGUGAUCCAGUUCCAAAUUUGUACUGGGAUGUCGGUAAUCUGGUUUCCAAACAUAUGAGUGAAACAAGUCACACACAGGGCUCCUUAAGGAUAACUAACAUUUCAUCUGAUGACAGUGGAAAGCAAAUCUCUUGUGUGGCAGAAAAUCUUGUAGGAGAAGAUCAAGAUUCUGUGAACCUCACUGUGCAUUUUGCUCCAACUAUCACAUUUCUCGAAUCUCCAACCUCAGACCACCACUGGUGCAUUCCAUUCACUGUGAAAGGCAACCCCAAACCUGCGCUUCAGUGGUUCUAUAAUGGGGCAAUACUGAAUGAGUCCAAAUACAUCUGUACUAAAAUCCAUGUUACCAACCACACGGAGUACCAUGGCUGCCUCCAGCUGGACAAUCCCACUCACAUGAACAAUGGGGACUACAAGUUAGUAGCCAAGAAUGAGUAUGGGAAGGAUGAGAAACAGAUUUCUGCUCACUUCAUGGGCUGGCCUGGAAUCGACGAUGGUACAGACCCAAAUUAUCCUGAGGUAAUUUAUGAAGAUUAUGGGACUGCAGCGAAUGACAUCGGCGACACAACAAACAGAAGUAACGAAAUCGCUUCCACAGAUGUUGCUGACAAAGCUGGUCGGGAACAUCUCUCGGUCUAUGCUGUGGUGGUCAUUGCAUCUGUAGUGGGAUUUUGUCUGCUGGUAAUGCUGUUUCUGCUGAAGUUGGCAAGACACUCCAAGUUUGGCAUGAAAGAAUUAAAAAACAAACAAGCAAGCAAACCAUGCGGAACAAUCUGUGGCAGAUGGUUAUUUCGGCUCUAGGUUUUGUUUUGUUUCAUAAGAUCCCACUGGAUGGGUAGCUGAAAUAAAGGCAAAGACAGAGAGAGGGGCUGUGGUGCUUGUUGGUUGAUGCUGCCUUCUAAGCUGGACUCUUGGGACUGGCAUUGGCUUCUCCCGGGAAGUACUGCUUAUCUGGGUUUUUCUGGUAGAAAUGGGCGGUGUUUGCAGGAGUGCUGCACGGAGCCUGCCGAUGUCGUGAGCUGUGAUUGGGGAACGCCAGUGCUGAGGCAGCUCACAGGCAGCUAAGCAGAAACUCAAGAAAACAUCUUAAAUUAAUGCUUUCGUUUUGUUCUUACAAUCGUUCAAAUACGGAAUUGAAAUGAAAUUCCAUUGGAUUGUGCUUGUCCUCUGAAAGAUGUGCUAUUUGACUCUACUGGAAAUGUAUUUGAUUUUAUUGUUUCUGUUUAUUAAAGAUGAACUACAAAGUAAAAAAAAAUAUCUAAAUUUAGGGACAGGUGUAAGUGCACACUAAGCUGUAAUCUCCAUUUAACAUAUAUUUAGCAUCGUCUUCUGUUGUUUAAUCAGUAUUGAAUUCAGAAAAUCUCAUUUUUUCAUCUACAACACAGUGGCUGAAAGAGCAUAUACAUCAUCGCUGUUGUGGGGACUUGGUGAUGUCACUGAGAGGUUCUUUCCUUCACUGACAAUAAGGCCCAGAGUCAUGCAGUCAACGCUAAUGAUUUCCUCAAAGUUUCCUUAAUGGCAAAAAAAAAAAAAGAGAAGCUAUUUGUUUGCGGUGUGGGGUGGGGGGCAUGGAGGGGGGCUGUAGAUUUAGAUUAAGUAUAGUCAGUUUCAGAACAACUAAGAGUGAAAUAAAUUUAUGCAUAUUGUGCAUAUAUCCUUUUAUUUGCCCUCUGUGAUCCACCUGCUUUUUAGAAGUUUGCCCAGUGACAAGGCCACAGCAUCUCAUGCUGUUCCCAUGACAGAACUGCAGCUUUUUUACUCUGAAAAGGCCUGUGAGCAAAAUGGCUGGCCUGCUGUGAGCAGGAGAUGAUAUUGUGAGUAGGAUAGUCCCCCUACAACACACUACACUAUUGCUGGGUUUUCACGGGCAGGACAGCUUUGCCUGACCCCAGCAGCACAGAGGUGGCAGGUCACUAAUGAAUAUGUGCUUUAUAUUGCCCAGCUUCAUUGCUGAGAGGGCAGCUUUACAGCUACAGAAUCCUGCAUCCCUGCCUUAGUCUUACCAUGGUCCCCUGUCUCACUCACUUGGCCAUUGCAGUGACCUUUGUUCACUUUGCUCAGUCUGCGCCAGGUAGAAUCCCUGUCCCAAAGACAGGUUUGUCUGCCCCUGGCCCACCUCGCCACACACCUUUCUUGUUAGGCGGCCUUCGGAGCCAGGCCUGGAGCUUUUCCUUUGACAACACAAUCGGCUCUGACUGUGAAGGCAUGCACGUGGAAGCCAUGGCUGAAUUGGAAACUUAUUGACUUUUUUUUUUUUAAUUCCUUUUUGGAAAUAGUUUCUCAAAUUUGGCAGUUCGGCAAUAAGGAUUUAUAGAUUUUUAACUAGUCUAACAUGUUUGGAAAUGUUGUUUUGAAUCCCGUGUAACCAAGGCAUUCAUCUUAAUAAACCAGGAUCCAUUUAGGCACCAUUCGAUAUAAAAAGAUUAUCCAUGAUGAAUAUUUUGUACUCUGUCCUUUACAUUAGCCACUAAAUAUGGUAUUGCUUGAUGCCGACAUUCCAGAGUCCUAUGGAUUACAGCAUUUAACUUGGCUAUUCCAAACUCAGGCCCAAAAGGGGCAAAGCGUAAACUGGCUCCUCUUUCUCAAAAGUUUUCUUUCCAGUAAAACAUUUGAGUGUGAGAGCAGCUGGCCCUUGGUGUAGGGAGGUCCGAAUAUCUCUGAAUUGCCAUUUUCUUGUGCGUUGCUAAAUGACAGUUCCUGUCACUGCUUAGAUUUUGAUCUUUUUCAAAGGUGUUGAUUUACAACAAGGCCAACUAAUUGCAGAAACCCUGAACCCUGAAAGAAAAGUGAAAUUCAAACCGUAAGCCAGGCAGAAGCAGUCAGGAUGGCUGUGGUUCUUAAGUAUCGGCCAUUCAGUACAAUUUUUUUUUUUUAAAGCUUUUAUGUUGUUCCACGGAGCCAUAAAAAGGUGAUGAAUUGUUUAAGGACUAUUUUUAUAAGUUUCCCAGACCCAAAAGGGGGAAAAAGGAUAUUUGUACUCAACAGCUAGACGAAUGGCAGGGUAGAUUUUUGUUUUAAAAUGGAGAGAAGUGGACAGAUAAGGCAAUUUAAUAUAUCAAACAGCAGUUGACAUCUCCUAGGGAACGAUGAAAACAGCAGGCUGUUAGAAAAUUGUUUCAUAUGGUUCUUGACUUCUUCGCUUUUCAUUUUUUUAAAGUCUCUGAAGACCACAAUGAGUAACAUAGCUUCUCGUGUCUAAACUCUAGACCACCCCCUUUCAUUCUUUUUCUUUUAAUGCCCCUACAAGAAAUCUUUAUCGAGCUUCCUAAUGACAUGCAACAUGUGUUUUCGUAACAUUGGAAACGGACAAGCAGCAUUUUCCCUGAAAUCACAUCUGUCGCCCUCCAGCAAGGACAUGGCAUUUCAGGACCAGGCAGGUACCCUAAAUGAAAGCUGUGCACUGGGUGAGUGAACACCCGCCCCACCAGAGGGACAGCUGUCACCAAGCCCCAGCCAACUCCUGCCUCCUGGGAAUGUGGGCCCAGGUUUCCAAAGCUUCUGACUCUUUAAGAGAAACUUGAAACCUGGACUUUUAUGUGAAAUGUCUCUAUUUUUAAAAAGUUGGCUUGGUUAUUUUUAAAAUGUUAUGUAGGCCAACAAAACAGGUCUGUGGGCUGCCAGUUUGUUACUUUUGUCUUAAAGCAAAAUCAUUGUUCUCUCACUGUAUCCUUCUGUCUUUCCUUUGCAAAAACACUUCCCGGCAUCGCCAUUGAAAGCUGUAUCACCACUGAGUUAAGCACCUCAGUGAUCCUGGGGCUCUCCUGUGCCUUCCGCCAGCUGGGAACGUGGCUUACUCUCCCUGCCUGGGACUCUCUUGCAGCAUUGUUUGCCCUUCAUCCCCCAACCAGCCCCAUUUCCAUGUGGCCACAGGCCACCCAGUGAGUCCCUUCUCCCUGUUUUGUUUGAUGUGAUUUUCCUUUCACCAGUGUCCAUGUCACCUGGCCCGCUCAGGUGCCACCAAGUUCAGGGGAAAGCACACAGCUCCUUUUUGCAGGUGUCCUUAAUGUACUGGUGUGGCCAAUGGUAAAUGGAAAACAGGUGUGUCAUCUUCAAGAGGUGUGGUUCAAGCCCUGUAUCUUGCCUCAGGUCCCACCGAGACCCUACAAGGCAGCUGAGAUAGACUAAGGGACUCCCACUUUUGUCACAUGAGGCAUCAGUCUGAGGCCAAAGAAGGUCUAUCUCUCAACAGGAAAAACGAAUCGCCACAUACUUUAAAGACAAUUCAGGGGUUUUUACUCCUGAUCUCCAGCAGAGACUGAUUUCAUUUUGACCCAAAAGUGGAGAGCAAAGACUAGAACUAAACAAUCCCAGCAUCAGCCCAUAACAGAGCACAGAGGGAGCCUAUUUGGGGCUCCAACCCUUCAAGUUAUCCUGAAUUACACCCAGAGUUGUUAGGACUUGAAACCCCUCCUCAGACAGAGCAGAGGCUGCCAUUAUUAGGCUGACUGAGGAGCAAACAGCUCCAGGGGUACAAGACAGGAAUUUGGUUUCCUGCCAUGUGUGAGGGUAAGCAUGAUGGAGGCUCUCCUCUUUUCUCUCUCUUUCUUUUCUUUUUAUUUGCUUACAAUCCCUGACCUUUUUCUCUCUUCCCCUCCCUUCUCCAUCCUCCCUUCUUUCUUCUCUCAUCCUCCUUUUUCUCUUCCCUUCUCCUCCUCUUUCUUUCCCUCUCUAGACUCCAUGACAGAGUUUAUUUUUAUUUGCUUUAUUGGUUGCUCUGCAUACACCUUCCCCAUUGCAAAUUCGAAUCAAAGCACUAAAGGGGACCUGAACUAAAUCUUCUCUCAUUUCGUCAGAGAGCAGAUAAUUUACACUUUCUCCUGCUCUGGUGCUUUCUGUCUAGAACUCCUCCCUUGGUUUCCAUCCAGUUUCCUCACACAACAGGAGAAGCUCAUUUCACCGCGUUUUGUCAAGACUCCGGAUACAGAGGGGGAGCAGCUGAAGAGAAGUGAUUCCAUAUAAUCCAGGGUUCUCACAGGGUAGCCGAAUCUGGCCUGGUGGGCUGUGCCAUUCCUGUCUAGUAGAGGUCAGUGGAGCCCUCUGGGGCUGUGCCAGUCAGUGGACUUGACUCCUCAAGGAAACUAGGACAGAAGCAGUCUUCCUAUUAAGUGUGUCCUGCUGUGUUCACACACCAACAGUGCCCGUGGGCCAUGUCAGGUUUAUUCAAGGGCACAUGGGUAGGUUAAGGACUCUCCUGGACAGAGCAUGACUGUAACUUUCUGUGGGGUGCUGCCAGACUGAAUUAAGUUAACAGAAUUCCCAGCCCAGAAAGUGACAUAAAAACUGCUGUCACAGAAGGCAGCUUUCCACUCAAGUCAGCCCAUUUCCUUGUUUUGGUCUUCGGGGCCAAAGGAACUUCCCAGACAUCUGAUUUUGACAGUGAGAUCACUCUUGAGUUUAAUUCAGGCUAAUGUUACAGUGCAGCCUUGGGAUGAUCAUUAGUAGGUAUCCAAGAUAGGUUGCUAUUGAGUAUGUCCGGAGUCUUAGUUUUCACAGAAAAAAAUGCGUGAGAAGCAAAGAAAAGGUUUUUCACCACCUUUAUUUUAAGACAGUCCAUUUAUCAAUGGAGCAUAAAUGUGAAAUAGAAAGAGGGUCUAUGCAUGAUGUAUAUGUGUGUCAAAUCAUCAUGUUGCACACUUUAAAUAUUUUACAAUUUUAUUUGUCAUAUAAAGCUGAAAAGGAAAAAAAAAAUGAAAAAAGUAGCAAGAGAUUCCAGAGAAAGACAAAUUCUUGAGUGUCACUCAUUUCUUGUUGAAAUCCAUUUGCUGUAAUCCAUAGACAGCCUGUGAAUCAUUCUCAUGCCCUGUUUUAUUUUCUCCAUAAUGUUCCAGGUUUUAAAGUCACUUUUCCCAUUUCUUGUAAAUAGUGGAUAAUCAUUUUUAUUUUAUUUUUAAGUGCUGUUUUAACAUAUGGAUAGAUCAUAAAUGUACUUGCUGAAUUUAUUCAUGUUUUUUUUUUUAACAAGCCAAUAAAGUUUUAUAAUUCA